Poecilia latipinna (sailfin molly) is the source of this 3504-nucleotide messenger RNA. RefSeq names its product atlastin-3-like. The coding region runs from base 277 to 1812 and encodes 511 amino acids. The record is from RefSeq and is a predicted model, not a curated record. Gene Ontology annotation, molecular function: GTPase activity; GTP binding. Lineage: Eukaryota; Metazoa; Chordata; Actinopteri; Cyprinodontiformes; Poeciliidae. The transcript is spliced from 14 exons.
CAUUUCCUGCCGGUGAAUUUCACUCGAAGGGGCUUGUAGUUUUCACCAGAGCUCGACCGAGAGAAGGACGUCACACAAAAAACUACAUUCCCCGUGUGACGUUUCGCGGACUGAAGCCGGAAGUGGGCAGUCUAGUCGUGGAAAAAAGUUCUCAUGACUGUUUUCGUUUCAGAGUGAAAAGUUGUUCCUUUCUCGGCUCUCCUGAGUGUCUGGAGACGCUUCUGGAAGACUCCGCAGACAACACGGCACCGUGAAACUUCAGCUAAAACAAACACAAUGGGGAGUGAUGCACACCCGGUUCAGAUUGUGGACGUGAAUAAGGACGAUCACUCUUUCACGUUGAACACCGAGGCUUUAGCUCAGAUUCUGCUGGACCCGGCGGUCCGAGACAAACAUGUGGUGGUUCUGUCGGUGGCCGGCGCCUUCAGGAAGGGGAAAAGCUUCUUACUGGACUUCAUGCUCCGCUACAUGCACAGAAAGAGCGACAAUAACUGGCUGGGUCGGGAUGACGAGGAGCUGACUGGGUUUUCUUGGAGAGGCGGGUCGGAACCGGAGACGACGGGCAUCCAGCUGUGGAGCAAAGUUUUUACAGUUCAGAAGAGCGACGGGACGGAGGUGGCUGUGGUGUUGAUGGACACUCAGGGAGCGUUUGAUGACCAGUCCACAGUGAAGGACUGUGCCACCAUAUUUGCCCUCAGCACCAUGACCAGCUCAGUCCAGAUCUACAAUCUCUCACAGAACAUCCAGGAGGACGACCUGCAGCAGCUACAGCUGUUCACAGAGUAUGGCCGUCUGGCCAUGGAUGAGAUCUUUCAGAAGCCGUUUCAGUCGUUGAUGUUUCUGGUCAGAGACUGGAGUUUCCCUUAUGAAUACAACUACGGCUUCAAAGGUGGCAACCAGUUUCUGGAAAAACGGCUACAGGUUAAGGAGGCUCAACAUGAGGAGCUGCAGAAUGUGAGGGAACACAUUCAUUCAUGUUUCACCAAGAUCUCCUGCUUCUUGUUGCCUCACCCUGGCCUCAAAGUUGCCACCCACCCCGCUUUCCGGGGGCAGCUGAGAGAUGUUGCUGCUGAAUUCAAAACGGAGCUGCAGGCUCUGAUCCCCAGACUGCUGCAUCCAGACAACCUGGCUGAGAAGGAAAUGAACGGGAACAAAGUGACCUGCAGAGGCCUGCUGGAGUUCUUCAAGGCUUACAUUAAAAUCUACCAAGGAGAAGAUUUGCCUCAACCAAAGACGAUGCUCAUGGCCACAGCAGAAGCCAACAACCUGGCAGCCGUAGCAGCAGCUAAAGAUCAGUACCAGAAGAACAUGGAGAGGAUCUGUGGAGGAGAUCUGCCGUAUGUGGCUCCAGAGGCACUGGAGGAGAAGCAUAACUUCUUCCACGGAGAAGCCAUCCACAUGUUUGCAAACACAAAGAAGAUGGGAGGACAGGAGUUUUGCGAUCGCUACCAGGCUCAGUUGCAGAAGGAGCUGGACGAGAUGUGGCAGUCGCUUAGCAAGCAGAACGAGGCUAAGAACCUGUUCAGCGCCUUCCGGACUCCGGCGGUUCUCUUCGUGCUGAUGUGCCUCCUCUACAUCAUGUCGGGCGUGCUGCUCUUCGUCGGCCUGGCGACCUUUGCCCUGGUGUGCGACUGCGGCCUGGGACUGCUGAUGGUCGCCAUGUUGGUUUGGGCCUUCAUCCGCUACUCUGGCCAGUACCGCCCUGUGGGCGGAGCCAUCGACCAGGCUGCCGGCGUUGUCCUAGAACAGGCUACGGAGAUGUUGAACAAAUCGAGAGGAGCACCAGUGAGCAUCCAGAAGAAAUCCAGCUAGAGGCCUGAACGUCCGGCGGUCUCUAGUCCAGACAGACGAACCCAAGCACACUUCUAGCACUAAAGCCUUAUCCUCAUCAUCAUCAUCAUCAUCAUCAUCAUCAUCAUCAUCAUCAUCAUCAUCAUCAUCAUCAUCAUCAUCAUCCUCACUGGCCCUGGGUGACGACUGCCCCAUCCUGACUCACCAGCAUCAGAAACGGCCUGUUGCAGUCCAGGAACAUCCCAAAACAAAACCCUCUCUACAAGUUUACAGUUUGUCUUAACAGAAAAGUCAAUGUUUACCUUCACACCUCAUGGUUCAGUUUUUUAAGCCUUACCGGGCUGAGACAUGGGUCCACUUUGUAGUCCGUCUUCAAGAUGCUUCAAAAUGCAGCUUUAAAGCCUUUACAUUUACGCCUGCUUUUGUAGCUUCUUUUUUAUUUUCUCAUAGCCUUAAAAUAUUCAGUUCUCCUUGUAGAUUUGCUUUACAGAUGUUACAAGCUAGCAUUCCUUGGAAAUAUAAACAAGCAGAAAAAGAAACACACUUUCUCGGGAGCUUUGUGUCAUUGACACUAACUUCUAUUUUUAUUUAUUUUGUCUGUUAUACCCUUGAUGGAAACAUGCAGGGCAUUACAGAAUAAACCAGACGCAGCUUUUUCAGUUUUAGCUGAAAAAGAAAGUUCUGGAAUAAUGAGGUCAAAUCACCAGCAUACGAAAGCAAGCGAUCAGUCAGCCAAAGAGUUAGCUUUAAACGUCAUAAUUAAAUUAUACUGUUAUCUCUUCUACAUGUUGGUAUAAUUAAUUACCUGAACACAAAGCAACCACCGCCUUUAAAUACAAAAACACAAAAUAAAAAUUCUGAUUGUUGCAAAUCGUAUCAUCUUUGCAUCAAACGUCGUCAGUAAUAUUUAUAUGCACACGUUAUAAUCUGAGCUUUCAGGGAAUACUGAGGAACCACUCUAGCAUGUCUCUGUUGGUAUUUAAGCUUUUUCCUGAAGGUUUUCUUCCUCAUAAGAACCGAUUUAAUUACAGCUUGAACUGUCUGUGUGAAAUGUCCUACAUGUGGAGCAGAGGCUUCAUUGUUCUGCAUCUGCUGCUUGACUGAUCAGUUUUGACUUUUAGUUCUCAAACUGGAUUUACUUAGUUGUUUUUUGCAGCAAAUCAGAAGGAAUUUGGUGGCAGAUUAAAGGGCUGCUAUUAUUUGCAACAAUGUCCUCCAUUCCUGGGUAGAUUAAAUCUUUUUUUUUUUUUAAGUAUGAUAUGACUAGAGAAAUGAAACAGAAAGCAUUAGGUAUUUUAAAAAUAUCCAGUGUUUUGUGUAAUGGCAGCCAUAAUGUGCACUUUCACACCUGAUCAUAUUGUGUGCACACAAAGAUUAAAACUAGGGCUUUAUUCUUAGUGAAUGCAUGAAAUUAUAUAUGCAAGUCUGAAGUGUUCAGGGCCAAAAGUCACUAUUGAGAUGAUUUUUCACCAUUGUGCGGUUCUUUGUGUUUCUCUUUUUGUCCACUAGAGGGAGCUUGUGGACGUCUUACAAGCAGUUAUUUUUGCACUUUGCCUCUUUGGUGCUUGUUGCACACAUCUCAUUCCAAAUGUGGGAAACAAAUGCAUGCAAUAUUGUAGUAACAGCAAAUGUAACAAUCUCUUGCAUUGAUCUGAUGACCAUGACUUUGACAUAAUGCUGUUUUAUAAAGAAUAAACAGAGGUUCACACAGUU